Molecule: messenger RNA, 240 nt
Organism: Funneliformis caledonium
Lineage: Eukaryota; Fungi; Glomeromycota; Glomeromycetes; Glomerales; Glomeraceae
Source: the annotation of a GenBank genome assembly
CGUCGUAAAGGUAUUUCUAAAAUGAAAAUGAUGUUGGAGUCGAUGGAGUCAAUGGUCGCGUCAGAUUUGGCGAUGGCGUCAGUAUCUUUAGACAUGGUGGACUUGACCUUGAUAUUCUUGGACUUGGCCUUGAUGUAUUUCUUAUUCGCUGCAGUGUCAUCUGAAUGUAUUCAGUCCAAAAUUCUAAAGAAUCUCUUAAUCGCGGCCUUCGCUCCCUUGAAGAGACAGCGCCAUGGAUAG